UUCACAGUCAAGAAGAUAACAACAACAGAAAGAGAACCAAGAAGAAACCGAAGAAAAGGAGACAACAUGUUACAGGUAAGUUAGCAAACACGAAUUCGCUCUGACGAAGGGCUAACGCUCGAAACGUCAGCUUCUAAAUUCUCUUUACGUUAUGAACUUAGUUUUCUGAAUUACCCCGUUAUACUCUCCAACCAACGCGGCACCACAGUUUCUGUAGAAAUUUACCCCUUUAAACACAAAUUGGGCAUACUCAGAAGUUUGUACCUUAACUUAAUAAGUUCCAACAUAUUUGCUCUUUUUUACCUUGAUUAGUUUGUACUCUUGGAGAAGGAAUACUGAAUGUGAUCUCAUGAUAGAAAGUUGUUUAUCGGCUAUGAUGAACUGAAAACCUUCAGUAGAGACACCUUUCUGCAAGUAGAGACACUAACAGUAAAUUUCAAGCUUCGGACAAACUAAAAAUUGAGCAGUCGUUGCAAAUCCAUCGGAAUCAAUUUCAUUUUGUCUUGUGUACAAAGAAAACCCCUUAUAUUUGCAUUCUAUUUUUGGUUUUAGCAACCAACCCUCAUUAGGGACCAUUUGGCCCUCAUUUUGCUGUUGCUUUGUGCAUCGACAACCUUAAUAUCAACUACAGAUUCCACCGCUAACAAAGUAAGUACUUGGAAUUUAUUUUACAAAACGGGCUAACAGCCCUCUAAUCAUGGUUAUUUCCGUACGCGAUAAAGUGUGCAAAAAUGUUCCAUUAGUCAACACGAUGUUGUGCAAGUACUACGAGAGACAUAAUAAUUUAUACUGAUAUUUCCAUCACUGCAUAUCUCAGGUUGUUGAUUAUGACGUCCAAUUCAAAGAGUCUGGAACUCAGUACACCGAGAAAAUCCAGGUGGACACAAAUAAACAAACUGAAUUGUUUAAAGUUCCUGCUCAUAAUGACGUGGAUGGAAGCAAUAUAUUGCACGACUUCAAGGCGGUAAGUUUGUCUCUUACGUAGAGUAGAAGACACAGUUGUCGUAAAACAAAAAAGAAGAACAAAAAAGGACAAAAGAAUGAGGAAGACAAUGGAAACGAUUGGCUCAUAGGCUGUGUUCUAUCGCGAAGUGUACUAUGACGUGUCCUCUACACGUCAUCAUUCUGUGACGGUUCGUGUAUCCUGCUAAUAAAUAGUUCAAGAAAAGUAAAACGAAUUUGGUCAGUUGUUAUGAAGUUCCCGUUGGAACAACAUAUGUAUCAUAAAAACGCUAUUUUGCAAACACAACUUUAACGGCGGAACCGGAACAAAGGACAUCCACGCCUAAAUGCUGCAUAAAGUAUUUCCGCUUUCAAUGAUUGAAACUCACUUUGUUCUCGUCUGCAUUAAACACAGAAUAUGAGUAUGCUGAUGUUACCAGACAAAAAGAUCUGCUAUCUUCUUCCUCUUUCCCGCGAGUUGCCUUCGCCAAAGAGGCUCGAAAAUGACCUUGACCACGCCGAGGUAAGGAUACGUAAGCUACUUUAUGAGCACUCACUGUUGCAUAUUUUGGAAUCUGUUGGGUUAUUUUUUUACGGACCAUUCAAUGAAAAACCAGUUAUCCUUAUCGGAAAUGGUUCCCUUAAAAGUAAACGAUAAAGAAGAUAUAUAUCUAGAAACAUAUGUUUCUAAAGCUAGCUUAAAGAAUGUGAGUUUCCACAGGGCUUGAAGCCUCAGGUCUUCCAAUUCCUUUGCUGUAUGCUCUAUUUUAUAUCGCCAACGUAGAUAGCGUCGGCAGAUUUUAUGUGAAGCUCGGCUGUAAGAAGACUGACUAUAGUAACGUUAACUGAUCGCAUGAGGGAAAUAACCUUUGUCUGACAGAAAAACUCUAGUGAUGAGACUACCACCAUUGACGCCAAGUGGGCUGUGGACAGUGAGAUAACCAAUCGAUCCAGUCUGAGCGAAGAGUUAAAAAACUUCUGUCCAGACUACCCGAUAUAUCGAGUCCACACCAUGGAGAACGCAUCUGAAUCCGAAGAGACUGAAGCAGAUGGUAAGAGGUGUAGUUAAAAACGACGCAAUUGUACUAACCAUGUACUAACUCUCUCAGCUGCCCCAUUCUGCGUAAGUCAAAUACUGCCCCCCAUCCUCCCUUCCCAAAAACUCCACUCCUUAAUUUGAGCCACAAGUUUCCCGUUAUGAAGAACCCUUUUUCAUACUCUGUAGAUUAAGCCCCAAAUACAAUGCAUAGCGAGCCGAAGUAUCGCUUUUCUCCUCAAAUAUCAAAAUUUAUGAGAUGUGAUACGAAAUGCUCAUAAACACUUUCCUAUACAAAAACUAUCGAAGUCCCUCCAUGAUUUAAAACGAUGAUAAAAUAAUCCUAAACGCCAUUUCCCUUUUCAACAGGAGCAAAACCUCGAAGUCGCCGAUGGGUGUACUCACCAAUUUACUACUCCAGAGUGUGUCCAGGUGGAAAAGGCUAUUUGAGCUACUCCGACAGGUCUUGUUGCAGAAGAGUUGGAGGAUAUUGGCAGUUGCGUUAUAGGGUUUACUCUCAUACAUGCUAUUCUGUCCGCUAUUGUUACAGGUGGUGGUGGUUCCGGUAUACCUGCCGAACACGGCACUACGUAAACUACGUGUAUUGUUACGAAUAUAAAUGUAGGGUCUACUAAAACUCCACGAGGAAAUCUGGCUCUUUUUACGUUAAUAAACCAUUGAAAAUUAGGAAGCCAAUGUUAGAGAUCUAGUCGUAGACCUGACCUCCUGUUAUGGAUCAAGUUAAGAAUUGGUUCUAUUCAGACAAUGCUCAAGUUAGAACUUAUCGAAAUAAAAGCUAAAUUUUUUAGGUGAGAGAUAGCAUUGCUUUGUCGGCAAUUUGGUCUUUAAAUAGUAACUUUACAUUAUGUAAUUAUUGAUGGUUGGAGCAAUAAGCUUCAGAAUGUUUGAGUCAAAAGGUAGAAACAUUGAAACAAAUGCAUGUACUUCGUGAAAUGAGGUUAAAUAAAGUAAACAAAUAAGUAAAUAUCGUGUGUGUUGACUUUGUUCAGGAUAUUUCAUGGAUAUUUUGAUUUUGUACUUUACAGAUAUGAAAUAUAACAAUAUGCACGUCCGAGAAAUGCUGCUGGAUCGCCCCAUUUUUAAGAAAUAAAUAUUUUCUCUCUGAAUAUUUAUUUUGAAGGCAAUAAAUCAAGACCCCAUAUUCUGAAUUUACGAUCGCAAAAAAAUCAGCGAUUCAUUCAAAGCAACUCAAAGACAAUAAACCUUUUUUUGGCGCAAAUAUAUUUUUCCGGGGACAUUAUUUGUUCCGAGAUGCGGAAACUGUAAGCUUUGAGGAAAAGUAUUUGAUGGAUUUGAUGGAAGGUUAUCCACCAUCAUAAAUUAUUGCUGGGGUAGAAUACUAAGCAUGUACAACGACUGUCCCUCAGGAGAUUUCGAAAUAACUCGAAAAACGUUUGUUGUCGCUCCCUCAUAAAGUAGUUACCUUACUUUCAGCGAGUUGGAAAACUUGACUGUUAAAUUUAACGUGUUAAUUGUGUCUCUGAAAGCUGGAGUUUAUUAAUGUGCGAGACUAGCCAAUGAGAUUUACUUCCUUUAAUGGAGUUGUUUAUCUGAAAUAAUUAUCGAAUGCGUAAUUAGUGAAAGGUUAUAUGCUUCUGUUGCCAUUUAAUUUCAAAAAAUUAUAUAUAAUAUAGUGGUUUGGUUCUAUUUUAUUACAUUUAUUAUUUAUUCCAUUCUCAAAUACAAAUGAUAACAAAAGAAAAAUAAAUGAAAGAAGAUGUUAUUCAGUGAAUGACGCAGGUAUGCUCGGAUAAAAAGAACUCCGACUGCUCUCAAUAGGAGUCAGUACAAGAAGCAUCUAGUCGCAUCCCUGUUGUCCCAAGUAUCUGCAAUACAUGACCAAAUCUAGUAUUAAUUCCGUUUUCUCUGUGGCAAAUGAAAAAAGCUUACUCAUCCUUGUUUUUAUUUCACUACUCACAGCCCCUGUGGCAUGCUGAUUUUUAAACUUGUUCGGAAACUUUCUAUGUAGCUAUGCUUUAUAAGUAAUGCUGUUUCAAUUCUCAGCGUAUAUGUAGAUGCUGUUAAUAAACCAUGAAAAAUUAGGAAGCCAUUUUUACAGAUCUAACGAUAACAAGGUUCUAAUAUAUAGAUUUAGGCAAGCCUAAAAGCGGAGUUCGAAUUUUUUUUUCCCGCACGUCUCUUCAACUAAACUAAAGCCCCUACUACGGAUAAAGUGCGUGGUAAUAUUUAUGGAGUUUCAUUCGCAACUUCUCCGUGUCCGUGUGGAGGACUGAUUAUAAGAUAGUGCCCGUGGUACAGUUGGCCGCGCAUGCUAAAAGUAGCACCUUGUACGCUUGGUCAUUCGGUCGUACGGUCGUACAUCCAAAUUUUUUCGGCUUGAUGGGUUACUACCAUUUUGUAUAAUUAUGGGGCUACACUCUGCGAGCUCCACUAUGACAACAAAAUAGGUAAAUUGGUAAAUUUCGUAUGUUGACUUUGUUCAAAGAUAUUUUGGUUUCGUAUAAAAAAAAUAUGCAUAUUUAUGAUUCCCUCCAAAUCGAUGACUUUUCAGCUUUGACCUAUGCUUAAAAUGUUUAAAGAAAGCAAAAAACUAACGUUCCAAUCGAAUAUAUGAACAUCCUAAAAGUGUUCACGGUACUCCCCCAACAAAAGAAUGAACGAGAAAAUUCUAAAAGAGCCCGAGAAGCUAACGAAACAAACCAAUGAAAGUGAAUCCUAAAAGUGUGUGAGAUACUGAGGUAACAAUAACCGAUCAAAUAGCAAUUCUAUAUGAAAAGUAAUUCACAUUUGAUGUAGGCAAAGCUCCAAGAAAGACCGGUUUGACAAAUGAAAACGUUUCAUUUCCACGCAACAUAUAUUUCUAAAACCAAAAUGAAAAAAAAAAAAAUCAACAACCAUGAGAUGUGGGCUUAUUUACUCAGGACAUUUGGUAACAAGGAAGCAUAUGACUGGCAUCGUAUGUUUUGUUUUGCAACUGAUCGUUAUCACCAAGAAGUUUUUACUGUAUCCUUGCAUCAUUUGUUGAACAUGAAAAAAAGUUUGGCGCGUGGACAUUUUUCUCCAUAAGAUGGUGUUUUCUGAUGAAUUCGCUUCGUGAGCGAAACUCGAGUUAUGUCUGAUAUAACAACUAAACAACGCAACGAGUUGCUCUAGCUGCUUAAAUUUAUGGAAAUUUGAAUACCCGUAAUCAAGAGUAGAACUGAGAAUGCUACAAUAUCUGAAUUUGAUAGACUCAUUUGCACGAUGUAAAACUCCCAGUAUUGAGCUUUUAAAACUUAAUCAUGUCAUCAUAUCAUGUACAUAUAAACAUUGUAUCACGCUAUCAUGCAUAGUAGUUUCCCGUCAACCUCAACCUCAGUCAGUUCUGUUCUGUUCAAAUACCUAACUGUAAAUUAGACUAUUGGGAGACGCUAUUUAAAAAAGCUAUUUUAAAACACUCUCGAACAGUGGAGGUAAACGCGAUAAACCACAAACGCUAACGUUGUUUUCCUUCAAAUUUAGCUGCCACCUCCUGAGAGGAGUUCUUACAAGAGACUCCAAAGUAGUUCAUGGUACAAGAAGUUUGGAAUUUUGAUUUCACAGAGAUUUGUCUUGAUUUAUCCUUCCUUCUCUACUUUUGCUCAGUAAUCCCUCAAAUGAAGAAAAAACAUUUUUAAUGUGUCGCGUUUUAUAAGAAAAAGUGGAAAUUAUAUGAUUCUACUUUAUUUCAAACCAGCACGUGCUCCUCUUGUCUCUGGGUGACGGAGUGAUGCACCUUUUUUCCUCCAUAAAAACAUUUGCACACCUUGCGUGCCUACAUGUCAUGCACGAUCAAUUUGAAAUCAAAUGUCAUCAAACAUCCAUAUGUUUCAGCGAACAGUCAACAUGUUGACCAUCAGCUUCCUGCCGGAUGUCUUAGACAUGGGACUUACCUUGCCUUCAGCGAUAAUGGAAGCUGGACCUCAUAGCUUUUUGGCGGCACAUUACUUCACAAUAAUAUUCAUUGUUUUUUAUCUUUGGUUUAUUACAACUGUGUGACGGAAUGAGGAUAUAUUAGAUCUCUUGCACCUUCACUGAAGGAAGCUAUAGGUAUUGUUAAAACAUCCAUUGCUGUUAUACAGUAUUUCUGCUUUGUUUUCUUGUCUAAUGCUUACAUUAUUCUCAUGUUAUUGAUGUUUUAGCUGACACGUACCUUCAAUUACAAGACUUCCGUCUAAGCCCUUCCUUGUUUGAUACAUGAUCACAAACAUUCCUGAGGGUACUGACAUUUUUCAAACAUCCAACCCAGGUGGUUUGAAAUGGGCUUGAUUUGUGAAACUUGGGUGUUGACGAACUGACUUUGACGAUGAAUGUUUAUUGACUGCUAAGACUCAGGAGUUAAAGCCUGAAAUCUUCCAUACAUCAUGUGUUGGCAAUGAUUAAGGCAUCGAUUAAGGCACUUAAUAUGUAGAUGAAUAAACAUCGCAUGGAGAGAUAUGUGUGCACUUUGCAUAAAACCAUGGGUGCAAAAAAUACACACACCAGAUAGUCUUUCAAGAAGUAAACGAAAAUUUUCAUAAUUUGAAGACCGCAUCAUGAAAUUUCAGCAACAUUUCAAAACUGAGAGUAGACUAUCGUCAACGAUAAAUUCCAUCCAGAGUCUCCAUGCACUUAGGUGGGUAUAGAUAUUAAAACAAGACUGUUAUUUUAUCGGAUUCUCAGUGCUAAGUAAGAGUUAGCUCGUAAAGUUAGAAAUGUGAAACGCCACGCGGUGCAUGCAUAGUAUCAACUUUGAGACAAGACACCUGUUAAUAACAACGUAAAGUAAUUAGUGUGACAAUAUCAAAACACGGAAAUACAGCACAGACCUCUUGCUGGUAUGCAAUGUGUCAAUGUUUUAAACAGUUUCAGUGCAUUCAUUAUGCAGUUCUGGGAAUGCAAUCUUCGUUGUUAAUUGUUGAAAGGUAGUUUGUUCAAAAAAAAAGGGCUUAAACAAACACAUCAGAAAAAAGACUAAGUUUGGGUUCGAGACCGGCCAACCGUUAAAACUGAAAAUGAGCUAAAAAUAGUUGUGGACGUCUUAAUAUAUUUCAAGAGGUACGAGUUGAAAAUACAAUCUAAAAAUAAAUAAUCAAUUUCCUUGUAAAAAAUUAAUCGUAACCAGAGGUGCGAUUUUGCUGAAGCUGUGAAGCAACCCUCAAAAAAUAGUUAUAAAAUACUGAACUCAAAUUCCGCAGUAAAGCAGCAAGUCUUUAUGACUACAUAUGCAAGUAUCGGUUUAAACCGCAAACCACAGCUGGGAAAACUAUACUGUUUAUAUAAUUUGAAGACUUAAGAUACUUUUACGUAAAGUGCAACAAAUAGCUAAUUUCACUACACAUUACUGGCAUUCCCACGCGUGAUGAGGAUCUGGGGUUCCAAGAAAGUUAGAAUAACCACAGAGUACAAAGUGUAACUCUCGCUGAAACGGCAAAAUCUAUAAACAAUGUAUAUGCAUGGCACUGAGAACAGCAUAAAAGGGAGCAAAGCCCAGCUUAGCUUCAGUGUACAUCAGCUCCAGUUAAAAACAGACGAACAUUAGGAGAGACAAGUCAGAAACGCAACAAAGUGGAACAUAGAGGACAAGAAUCAUGCUUGAUGUAAGUAAGCAAAAAGGGCCGGGAGAUUGUCAGGUCAUAUUUCAAACACUCCACCUCCGUACUACAGGAAUAUAUCAAGAGUUUUCAGAAACCUAUUCUUAAUUUGACCUGUUCGGGGUAUACGUUCAGGCUUCCCUGAAUGAUAUUGAAAAAAGAUUUUCUGCUUCACUUUUGGAAAAUGUCCGGAAAAAAAGGCAUUAACAGUAUACCCCACGUUAGUUUCUCAAUUUAAGGCUUUCAGUACAAACAGAGUAACAUUUGAACUGACUAGGGGCAAAAAUUUUACAAAGCGCCUCACCAUAUUGACAAGAAGUGCUAUCAAAAAUUAAUCUCCGCCCUUCUUCUCGUUUUUUCCUCAGAUUAAGAAAAACAUUAUUUACAUAUCCUUUUCUUUGUUUCCUUAUGUUGUAGCAACCAACCCUCGUUAGCAGACAUUUGGCGGUUGUGUUUCUUCUGCUUAUUGCCACCGCAAAUUUGACAUCUGCGAGUCCUGUUCGUUCUAUACAAUCUCCUUCUAGGAAGGUAAAUUAUCUUCUUCUGAGUCGAAUAGACGGUGACAGAAGGUCUAGAAGUAGUAGUAGUAGUAGUAGUAUUAGUAGCAGUAGUAGUAGUACACUUUGUAGUUAACGAGGGUAACAUUUGACAGUGAUUAAAAUGAUGAAGUCGUGGCCUUCGCAUGGUCUGGCAAGAUUGCUUCACAUAUGCGACGAAGAGCAUACCCGUGUCUUUUUCUCUCUUUCCAUUACCUAUAACCUUCUUUUCAGCAGGCAGAGGUUUCGACGAUUACUAAAUUAUUUAAUUUCCAGUAAAUUUUAACACAAUUUCUUCCGCACUCAAACGGAGUUGUAGCGAAUAAUCCUUGCCUACUUGCAAUGCAAGCAGCUCAGACACUUAUGGUCCUUAUGCAAAAACCAAGUCGUGAAUUUGUAUAAUAAAAAGCCCAGUCAAUACUCCAAUUAGCCCCCAGGGUCCUCGUUAAACGAUCUGAGUCAAGAGGCGGCUUCUAUUUCGAAGAGGGCUUUUGUUUCUUCUUUGAAAGUUUUUGGUUCACUUUUGAACUGGUCUUAUUCCAACACCAACUGCAAAAUUGAACUCAAUGCAAAACUUGAAUGUAUCUUUUCAUUAGAAAGAGUAAUUCUCUGUCCGUAAGGUACGUUGUAAUCAUACUUCCUGUUUUCAUAAAGUUCCGGUAAUUCUUAAGUUAAUUUGCAACCUAAGCUAUGCCGCUGACCUCACUGACCAAAAGUUCCUAUUCACUCACAGAGAUAUUUUUUCGAAAAAAGAUAACUAGUGCGCCUCAAAAUAUCUUUUAAGGCUGCACACUUCGUUAAAAAUGUAUGUACUGCACUAUACCGAUCUCAGUAACUCGGCAAUCAACUGUAAUCAAUACAUUUUUUUGAGGAUAGGGGGGUUAGCUUAAAAUUUUAAACUGAAGCGAGUGCAGUGCACAGGCGAUGCGUGCUAACGUUGCAAACUGUACGGCCAAUAUUAUGCACAUUUAGAAAAAAAGUGAACUAUAAACAAGACACUUUGUAUAUUUACGGUAUCACAGGUUGUGGAUUACAAAGUUCAUAUCAACGAAUCUGGGGCACAGUACGACGAGACAAUCAAAGUGGACACCGAGAAGCAAACUGAACUUUUUAAAGUUCCUGCCCAUAAUAACGUGGACCAAAGCAAUAUUUUGUACGACUUCAAGGCGGUAAGUCUGUCAAAGGUUAUUGUGAAUUUUUAAGGGUGUAUUGAAUCUGAGUAAAUACACGAGGUUUCAUUAAAUCCCCAGUCAAAUUUGGACAACCCGUUGAAAGCUCGAGGUAGAAAGUCUUGGCAAACACAUUGUAAGCUAAGCUAAAACAAUCUUAUGGCAAUACAGUGACUUGUUAAACCCUUUAACUCCCAAGACCGCAUAAGUAAUUCUCCUAACUGCCUGCCAAAUGAUUCUUACCAUGUUAGUUUGGAGAAUUUGGUAUCGGAUCGAUUAGUUAUCCCAUAAUUGAUAUUUUCUUUAUCCUUAUCACUUGUCUGCAUGAUAUUGUAUAGAUAAAGUAAGGAUAAAUUCUGUCUUGGUCACUCACGGGAGUUAAAGGGUUAAAGAUUUUAAAGAUCCCCGUAUGAGGGUCGAACGGAGCGGCGGGCCAGAAAGAAGAAAGGACGAAAGAGAAAGAGUAGCAAUGUACUCGGCCCCUAGGUCAUGACCUCGUGCCGAUUAUUUUUUUACGUCACUUUUAAUCAGUCAACAAGUUAUUGUUAUCGUAUGCGUAUGAUUAAGUCGUCAUCAUUUAAUUAUUCCUUGUGUUAACAAGAGUAACUGAAACUAAAAAUGAUCAGUCCCCACCACCAGAAUGGAAAUGUCCAUUCUGCCUAACGAUUUAUACUUCAGUGUAACUUUGAGACAAAGGACUAAGUGGCAUGUGACUUCCUACAACUAAGUAUCUUUUCUCGUGAAAACAGAAUAUGAGCAUGCUGAUGUUACCCGGUAAAAAGAUCUGUUAUUAUAUGCCACUGUCAGCAGAGAUACCUACGCCAACAAAACUCGGAAGAGAUCUUGAUCAGACCAAGGUGAGGACACGUUCCCUUUUGAACAAAUUCAUACACCGGUGUAAUUUCAAACUCGCAAUCUUCAGAUUAUUCGAUCACAAUCUUCCUUUCAGCUCUCUUAAAGGGUAUGGCACUCACCGUCUUCAUUUAUUAUGACGGAAUGCCGAUAACUGAUUGGUUCUUCACUACUGGUUCUUUGCGACCCUCGUUACGGUUGCUACCCUUAGGAUAAACUUCAUAAUGCAUUUCCGAGAAUUGGUUGGGUACUCUUUACUAUUUGUCCCUUUAGCAAAAAAAUUCAGAGAAUUGGAAUUCACGGAAAAUACAAAUACUGUUAAAAAUUUUCCCCUCCUGGCUAGCAGUGCUAGGAAUCCACAGCAUUCAAGAGUCUUUUAUGAUUCCUUUGUUAUGCCAUUUUACGAAAUAUGAGUUACAGAACGCCACAAUGGCCUUCACGCGGUAAAAGGUUUCUCACCGCUUUGAAUCUACUUAAAUAUAUCAUCUCAUUGCAGGGGAUGGUCGACGACAGGACGAAAACGAUUGAUAGCAAAUGGACAGUGGAUAAUGAGAUUACCGAUCGGUCUGUGCUGAGCGAGGAGUUGGCAAACUUUUGUUCAGAAUACCCCAUAUACCAGGUCAAAUUCUUGGACGACUCCGAGACUUCUACUACGAUUCAUACAAAAGGUAAGAUAAGCAUUAUUAAGUUACAUAUGGGAUUUUCGCUGAACAAACAUUUUGACAGUGAAAGUCUGCCAAUAGCAGCCUCCAAAAUUGAAUUUCAUUAUUCGAAACUAAUUUAACAAAGGAUAAAACCGACUGUGGCAAGAAUAUCGAAGACAGAAAGCUAGAAAGUACUUUUUAAACCAUCCAGCUUAAAAGAAGACAAAUUUUGCAAAGAUUUAUAUCAAACUUCUUCUCUGUAAUUAAGUGAAUACUUAUACAGUUACGAUUUUCGGAUUUUCCGUGCAAGUAAUUGUGGCCAGGAAUUCACUGAAGUAUUCCUCCAAUAUAUCUCAUCAUUUUUAAAUAAUAAAAAAGCUUCUCAACUAAUGAUAAUACGACCAAACUAAUCCUACAUCGGAGAAAGAUGUUUUUCGUCUUGUCACGCGCGUGGAGCAAAGAAAAAAUUAUGAGUUCUCAAGAGGGACUAAAAUUUUUUUUUGUCCCACGCUCCUGACAAGACAAAAAACAUCAUUCUCUAUUUCUUUACCAAGCUCAAAAACUUUAUUUCAUUUAAUCCUACAUUGUUGCUUUUUCACUUUUCAACAGGAACAAAACAUCGCACUCGUCGCAGUUCAGAAUUUCCUCCCAUUGGUGUCUCUGUUUUGUGCCCUGGUGGAAAAAGCAUCGUUACUGACGGGGACGUAAGUUGGUGCAGUGACAUCCAGGGAUGCUGGAGACAAGUAUACAAAGUUCAUUCCUAUUCAUGCUUUCAGACCAUACGUUGCUUCUCAUGGGGCUGUGUUUACCUUCACUUCACGCAAGAAGUGUAUUGUUUGGAAUAUCAGUGUAAAGAAGACACUUCUCAUCAUAUUGAUAAUACAACUGCCUGA
Messenger RNA from Pocillopora meandrina, 11645 nucleotides. The record is from the annotation of a GenBank genome assembly. Lineage: Eukaryota; Metazoa; Cnidaria; Anthozoa; Scleractinia; Pocilloporidae.